AUGAUCCCCGUGAUUCAUCGCGUAUGCUCUACCACUGCAACCACUACCACAGCCAUAAAUCAUCUCAUAACCAACAACGGAAACUGGAUGCAUCUCAAAUACCAAAAUAAAAUUCAAGCCAAAUGCGCCCUCAACAAGAACGGACGCAUCUUUCUCGGUAACAUCAUGAUUGGCGUCCGCCGAUGCACCGACAUGGAGGUAAUGCGAAGCUCGGCUGCAAUCACUCUGAAUGAUGGGCUGUCUGUCAAGGUUCCCUCUGACGAAACCAAGGUCAGCAUGCGGCCACCUGGGGCCGACUUCCGAUCUCCCGGUCUCAUGGUUUCGCCGCUACGCGAUGUGGGCAAUAGGCGUGAUGAUCUAGCCAACCACAGCUUCACCGGC
Messenger RNA from Dibothriocephalus latus, 381 nucleotides. Lineage: Eukaryota; Metazoa; Platyhelminthes; Cestoda; Diphyllobothriidea; Diphyllobothriidae. The record is from the annotation of a GenBank genome assembly.